Molecule: messenger RNA, 771 nt
Organism: Cantharellus anzutake
Lineage: Eukaryota; Fungi; Basidiomycota; Agaricomycetes; Cantharellales; Hydnaceae
Exons: 6
Coding region: 1-771 (256 amino acids)
Source: RefSeq, a predicted model, not a curated record
AUGAGCGCCACUGACACCGUCAAGGUUUUGCAGGAUGCCUUGGAGGUUUUUCGUCCGCAUACCAAGGGUCCAGUGCGCAGAGGCUUCGACAAACCCCGCUGGGAGAUGAGCAACCUCCACACCAUCAUACUAACAGGUUUGAAGAGCGUAUAUGAAAAAGCACUGACUGUCCCCGAGGAGAAACAUCGAGCCUUUGUCGGAUACUGCUUACAAUGGGUCGGGUACAUCAUAAAUCAUCAUUGGAUCGAGGAAAACCUCUAUUUUACACAUUUCCCAGAAUCGUUUACCCAAACCCAGACCAUUUUCUCCGAGCACCAAACUUUUCACGCCAAAAUCGAGGAGAUGAAAACAUAUCUCACCAACUGUCUUCCCAUUGGCACGAAAUGGGGCCUUCGCGAUACGGUAGAGGAAAGCGCGUCUCGAACUCAGAAAGAGCCUGUGGCAUUUGACGGCGCUCGUCUGAAGGCGAUCAUAGACACCUUCAUCGUUCCGCUGACUACGCAUUUGCAAGCUGAGAUAACUUAUCUUGAUCCAGAAAAUAUCAAAGCAUCAGGGAUGACGGAGAAGCAGCUCGAAGAAAUGGAUAAAGCUGUCAUGGCUCAUAUCAGAUCCUUGGGCCCUCAUCCGUUGCUCAUGUAUACUGUGUAUCACUUGCCGAAGGACGUCGAGUUUCCCCCUGCUCCAAAGUUCGUAAAGAGGAUUCUCGUCCCUUGGAUAUUUCACUGGAAGGGCAGUCAGUGGUGGCAAUUUUGCCCUAAGAGAUUUGAAUGA